This is a messenger RNA of Scophthalmus maximus (turbot), 4642 nucleotides long. RefSeq names its product forkhead box K1 (gene foxk1). Lineage: Eukaryota; Metazoa; Chordata; Actinopteri; Pleuronectiformes; Scophthalmidae. The record is from RefSeq and is a predicted model, not a curated record. The transcript has 9 exons. Gene Ontology annotation, molecular function: protein binding; DNA-binding transcription factor activity, RNA polymerase II-specific; RNA polymerase II cis-regulatory region sequence-specific DNA binding. The coding region runs from base 1 to 2043 and encodes 680 amino acids. Gene Ontology annotation, biological process: regulation of transcription by RNA polymerase II.
AUGGCAGACUACCGGGAAGACACCGGGGCUCGAGCCCUGCUCGCCCUGCAGUCGGCGCCGUGCAGCCCCGUGCGCGUCGCGGUGACCUCGCACGUCUACCACCAGCCCUCGCUCGCCCUCCUCGGUCCGCCGAUGAUGGAAGCCCGCAGCGACGGCGGCAGGCUGCUGCCCGGGCGCCUCGCUUCGCCGCUGCCACAGGCCCUCGCCAGGCUCGAGGGCCGGGACUUUGAGUUUGUCAUGCGCCAGAGGACGGUCACCGUGGGCCGCAACUCGUCGCACGGCUCCGUGGACAUCAACAUGGGCCACUCGAGCUUCAUCUCGCGGCGACACCUGCAGGUCACCUACGACGACGCGAGCGGCUUCUCCCUCCGGUGCCUGGGCAAGAACGGCGUGUUCGUCGACGGGGUGUUCCAGCGGAGAGGCGCGCCGCCGCUGCUGCUGCCCAGAGAGUGUGUGUUUCGUUUUCCUAGUACCGUCAUCAAAAUCCAGUUCAUGUCACUCCUGGAGCCGGAGGAGCGCCGAGAGAAAGAGCAGCCCUCUCCUCCCCUUCGCCCGCUCCUGCCCCACAUUUCCCCUCUCAAAAUCAGCAUUCCCACGGUGCAGCAGCAUGAGGAGCACAUCAGGGCAUUUGGCUCUCCGCUGCCGUCGCCCACAGGCACCAUCAGUGUCCCCAACUCCUGUCCGGCCAGUCCACGCGGGGCGGGGUCGUCAGGGUAUCGCUAUGGACGCAACGUGACCUCCGACCUCCAGCUAGCAGCUGAAUUUGCUGCCAAGGCCGUUUCUGAGCAGAGGCGAAGCACUGCUGAGCAGAGAGGCGGGGGCAGUGAGCAGCGGGGGGAGUCGGCCGGCGGAGACAGCCCCAAGGAUGAGUCCAAGCCUCCGUAUUCCUAUGCACAGCUGAUCGUCCAGGCCAUCUCUUCUGCCCCAGACAAACAGCUGACUCUUAGUGGCAUCUACGCCCACAUCACUAAACACUACCCCUACUAUCGCACUGCAGACAAGGGCUGGCAGAACUCAAUCAGACACAACCUGUCGCUCAACCGCUACUUCCUGAAAGUGGCCCGCUCUCAGGACGAGCCCGGGAAAGGCAGCUUCUGGCGCGUGGACUCUGCUUCCGAGAGCAAGUUGGUGGAGCAAGCAUUCAGGAAACGACGGCAAAGGGGGGUGGCUUGCUUUAGGACGCCUUUCGGACCCCUCUCUUCGAGGAGUGCCCCUGCAUCUCCGACGCACCAGGGGCUCCUCUCUCCAACAUCCAGCGGGCUACAGACUCCCGAGUGUCUGAGCAGGGAGGGCUCUCCGAUCCCCCACGACCACCACGAACAGCUGGCCAACAAACUGGCGUCUGUACCCGAGUAUAGGUACUCCCAGAGCGCCCCAGGAUCUCCAGUCAGUGCUCAGCACGUCAUCAUGGCCGCCCCCCCUCACCCGACAGUCCUGCCCACCGGACCGGGAAAAGCGCUCGCUUUUGUCGCAAGUGGCAGCGGCCAAAUCCAGCCCAUCCACUUGCUCCAGACCGCUCCCCAGUCCUCCGUCACCAUGAUGCGGGUGGUCACCAGUGCCCCUCCGCUUUCCAACCCUCCGAACGGUUACAGCGCCCCCUCUGUCGGAGGAGAAGAGGGCAACAGCGAGCUCAGAGACCCCCAACUGAACAGAGAGCGUGUGAUCCAGACUGUGGAAAGUGCAGUUCAGGGGGGGGAUGGACGGAACCUGGCUCCAGGUUUACAUCAACUUCCUGUUCGCCCCAUCACUCAGAACGGCAAACACACCACUGCUGUUGUAGCCACAGCAACCAGCCUUGCUAAUGCGUCUGGGCUGAACAGUCCUCUCCAGAUCUUGGCUGCCCAGGCCUCCAGCUCCCCUCCGGUGCUGCUGAGCCGACAGCCCAGUGCAGAAACGUUAGCCGAGCAGCCCGGCGCACCCCAGGCCAAGCGGCCAAAGAUGGAGGACGAGGGCGGCGCUGAGUCUGCUCAGCAUCAGCUCACGUCUGCCCAGCAGCCCGUCAUCGUCGCCAUGACGUCGCAAACCCACGACCCUUGGAAGUAGAACCCAGGCCUUCUCACCAGGUACCCAACGGACAGCCUCUCCUCGUCAGUUCACCUCUUAUACGCAUUUGAUAUGACUGCAGCCGACACGGCCCAAAAAUGUACACACAGCUUCUUUCCUCAGAAGGGAAUUAAAUUGUAAGGAACAUACAUAUUUUGGACGACAGUAAGAUGGAAACGUUCAAAUGCAUUCUGAAUUUAAAAAUCACGACUUUUUCAGCUUUACAGUCUUUUUAAAAAAAAAAAGAUAUAAUGUAAUCCUCCAUUCACAAACAAACUAAACUCAAUGAAAGCAUUAUGCAUAAAAUCAUUUUGGCACUACUUUUACCUUUUGUGAAUGUUUGGAGAAUAUCUAAUGUCUCAUACGACCUUUACGCUUGCUGAUGGAUCAGAUUCAUCCGUUGUUAUCACUCUCAGGCCAAAGAACUCGCCUCGUCUGCACUGCCUGAAUUCACUGGCCCGAAUUUACAGGAGAAACUGUGGAGCGAAAGGCAGCGGACGGUUUAACUGCAGACCAGGUCGAUGGGGCUUGGCGGACUGUUAAAGGGGCAGCAGUAAGCGAUCUGAAUCCAAUACACCUUUUCUUUUUUUAAAUAAAUAUCUGCAAAUAUUUCCUCACGGCCCGUUAGCUGUCGGUUCUGUGCUUUUUCGGUGCAGUUUGAAAACAUCACUCGCGGACACCUUAAAGGGGCAGUGAGCGAUUCUAAAUCGAUACACGUUUUGUAAAAAUCUGCGAAUAUUUCCUCACCGGCCGUUAGCUGACGCUAUUAUGUGACCCUAACCCAAGCCCAGGCUCCGUAGAUGGAAAACAUAAGGAUGGUGCGGACCGCACCACACAACACUGCGAGUGCAGUCUGUGAACGUCACUCGUCGACACCUUAGGAGACGUGCUGGUGGGCGGCGCUGCAACUCCGAAAUUUUGGCCUAGUGGAUGGUGCGUCGGACUCCCAGAGCAGUAUCAUCACAACAACAACAGCAAGGAGAGAAACAAGCUUUCUCCAGAAUCGCUUACUGCCCCUUUAAGAGACCUGUGUUAGCGCGUCAAUCUCACAUACCCCGAGGUCGCGGGUUCGUGGCCCGGCCAGAGCAGUAAAAUCAUCAACAGCAACAACAACAAAGAGAGAAACAGGAGGAGCUUUCUGCAAAAAAAACCCGCUAACUGCCCCUUUAAGAAUAUGAUUGUACUCUUCAUACGGCAAUCCUUGGAGACAGAAGAAAUCAGAGAGAUGUUAAUAUAAAGGCCGUGAUCAGGAUGUGAACGUGAGGCAUCUCGUCUUCUCUGUAAAGCACAAAAAGAGAGAGUAUCUUUUUUUUUUUAUUAUUAUUCUUUUCUCUCUUUUUUUGCUGAAGAAAAGAUGAGAGGAAAUCGAGGAAUAACAAACCAAGAGCUUUUGCAGUGCUUGCUUCACCUUCAGCCCAGUUUGGUUGAUCGGUGCGAAGCUCCUCAGAAGAAUCAAGACAAUCUGGGCAGUGAAGUUGCAACAGGACAGAGCAACAAAAAAAUCAAAGCAACGAAAAAGACAAGGAGGCAACUGUCGUGAGUUGAUUGAAGUGGAGCUAACCUAAUGUAGACAAACUGAUUGUUGUUUUAAUUUGUUGUUUGUGUUGUGUCAGUAGUGGUGAGAGGACAGGUGAAACGGCCCGUGCCCACAGCUCUGUCUCGGCACAGCGAAGCAUUACCGUAAUAAUCCCUAAAGCCUUAAAUAUUUCUACUUUUAGUUUUUUUCUCCUCUUCUUCGUCAUUUUAUUUUAACCUUUAGAAGAAAAAAAGAAAAGCUUUACCUUUUUUUUUUUUCUUUUUUUUUAGAUCGUUAACACAGCGCUUCUUUAACGGCACAUGAUCGGCAACACUACAAUGGUGACACUCACGUUGCGUCAGUGGACCUGUGUAUCAGUUUUAUCAGGGGAAGGGGCGGGACCAACAAAUGACAAAAAAAACAAAAGAAUUCUGUCUUGUUUUUCUUUCUUCAUGGUACAUUUCUCAUCCUCUCUACUCUCAGCGCUCCUUCGCUUCCAUGUUCUGCUCUACUUUUUUUUUUUUUUUUUUUAAUUUUUAGUUUUUAUCCCCUCUCUUCUUUUACCUCCAUCCCUCCCCGUCCUCAGCGAGCAGCCUCCGUCUUUUCAGCCUCUGCAGAGGCAUCAUGUUGGCAGUUCCUGUCACAGACAUUGACUUCAUUAGAUAUUCAUGAGCACUUUCUCUCCCCCCCUCCAUCCUCUCAUUCUCACUCUACCUUUAGCUUUUCCGAACGUCCUCACAGGCGCCUCAUGUUCAGCUGGUAAUCAGGCACAAUUCUGCGCAAGAUUUCAGUGAUUGUUGUUGCACAUUAGAAAAAAGAAAAAAAACUAGACAAAAAAAAAAAAGAUGCGUAAUGAUUGUAUGCUGCUCUAUCUGCUAAAUGACAAAGCUAUUUAGAAGGUAUUUUUUUCUCGUUUUGGAAAAAACAAAAUAUUUUGCUAUAUGUAAAAAAACAAACAAACAGCUGUCAUCAAUACCUAAACAUUCUGGAAAUAGAGAAGUAUAUGUAUUUUUAAAUGUUUCUGUUUUUUUGUGAUUUGUUAAAAAAUGUGUAGCACAAAUUAAAAUUCCUCCUUGAAGUAAA